CACCAAGAAAGUAUCUUUGAAAGCUAUAUGAAAAGUGCACGAGGCCUGGGCCACAGCCACCAACAGACAUAACUCAGUAUAACUGGUACUAUAUGUGAUUAAAGUUAUAUACCAUGAAAGUAUUUUGAAGUCAAUGAACAGGUAUGGCAGUAUAUAAUUAGGCUACUUGUAAUGAUAGUUUGAAAUAGUACUUUUUCAAAGAACUUGAGAACUCCAGAAAAAAAGAUACUUAGUGGACCCUGAGUCAUAUAUUAUCUGUUCUAUCAAAACCUGUCAGUAUUUAAUAUGAAAAAACACCCGUGCCAUAGUUAAUGUGCUCAGUAUGUGUGUUUAUGUGUUGUGUGUUUGUUUGUUUACGUUUGUUUUAUUUAUUACUAUUACUACUAACUUGUUUUCUUCUCCUGUUUUACCUCAUUAUGUUAAGGAAACAAAUAUCCAUAGUGUUAGGAUAAAUUGUGAAUCCUAGAGGGGAGGUUUUUACUAUAAAUCCUUUGAGGUUUCUUACCUCUCCUACACAAUCUUGGCUGUUUUUAUAUACUUUUGCUUUAAAAAUGCAAUUGUGAUUAUUACAAAAAAAAAAAAUUCAAAAAUGAUUAUACUGUAUCUGAAACUGCUAUCUCUGCUAUUUCUUUUAGUUUGACAUGUUGGGAUAUAUGGCUUUGUGAAAAUGCUAGAGUUAGAUGAGAAGAUUGAUACCAUUGAGCCAGAGCCAGGCUAGCCACCCCUUAGCUUACCUUAGCUUAGCCUAGCCUAGCUUAGCUUAGCUUAGCAUAAAGCUAGAAAGUUGAAAAAUAUACCUACCAAUGCUUCUAAAGCUCACUUAUUAACACACUGUUUCUCAUUUGUUUAAUAAAUUAAAAUGAGAAAUGUACAAGGAAACAUAAAAUGUGUGUUUUUAGUGGGAAUUUUGUGCUGGAACUUUUUCUUGACAAACAAGACUCCAGGGAGUUAUUGCACCUGGCUGUUGUUCAUUAAAGAGUUGUGAGUAAUUGCACACAGGCAAAUAAUUUUACCUGCUUUGCCAACUAGUGGUGCUGCUGUGUCCAAAAUCACUCUCUGUUUACUAUAUAGUGCGAUUCACCAUUUUAUAUGAGUGUCAAAUUUCUGAGUGUGUAAAUUUAUCUACUUUAGUCACAAGAAACUGCAACAAUUUAAGUAGUGUCCAUGGUAUGUAUACCAUCCCACAGUGCAUAUGUGCUGUAUUUUAUUUUACUUACAGGUUUACUGAUUGGACAACAGUAACAAGGCAAUAUAUGCUCAAGGUGGUGCACAGAUCAUAAUACAUCAAUAAAGAAAUAAAAAGUAAAAUAAAUAAUAAACAAAAUAAGAUAAAUUACAAAUCAAAUUCAUUACAUACAGCUCAGAGGUUUCACAGCUUUAGAGUUGGUGCAGUAUGAUUUUAAGUAGGAAAUGAAGACAAUAAGUUGGGGGGUCUGUUAUGCAAAUUUUCCAGCGUGUAUAUGGAAUUUCUCUAAUAAAGAAAUAAGAUUAAUAACAUCUUCUUGACAUUUCAUCAACAAAAAUACCAAAUAAAAUUAAGUGGAUUUUAAAUUUUACUGGAAUAUCUGAUUUCCUGUUUAAAAAAAGAUUGAGGUCAUAUCAAAAAGUCUGACUACAGUCCCAAAAAAGAUGAGUUAUCGUUUCAUCUGUGUGGUGACAGAAGAGGGUCAACAUUUAACCUAUAUUUUACAGUCACUGAAUUAACUGGAUAACAUUCAGAGACACCUCUCGCACCUUAUUUGAAACAAAAAAAAUCCUGGGGUGCCGCGUUUUAUAGAUGUGAAAAAUACCAUCUAAUGAAGCAAAAUGAUGAUAAUUAGUGAAUGUCCAAGACCUCUAUUUGCUGCUCAUUACUGAGUGAGAAACUACUGAGUGUUUAUUACAUAGGGAGAAGUGAAUGAGUGAACGAGGGAAUGAUUUUGGGCAUAGCCAUACUCUGUCCACACCACUUCAGUGCGGCAAUGCUUGUCUUCCAUACAUACUCACUGUUUUAUGAUUUUCCUGUUUUAAAAUAUUUACUAAUUUUCAUCUGUCUAUGCAUGUAUUUUGUGCAAAUCAUUAUAUAAAUUAAAUAAAUGACUAUAUUGGCAUUGUCGAUCUAAAACAAAUAGAUUAACAUCUGUGUGAAAGAGGAAAUACUUAAUAAAUACAGUUCUUCAGCUGCUUCCCAGUAAACGCUGUACAGUGCACCUCCUUGCUUCUUGUUUUUUGUUAGAUUUUGUGAAAUUACUGGUAUUGUUUUAAUCCCAGGCUGUUCAAAGCCCAGCCACUUACAAAAAUAUUACACAGUAAAAUGAAUGCAGCUCUUCAAAAGCUUCACCAUCAGUUAAUUGAGUCUGUCAGUUUGGUGUCUAACUGCUAUAACUAAGUAUUAAAUGUUUUUCACACUUUUGUAACACAUUCAUCUUAAAAAAGUAGCAUCUAGUGAAAGAGAAAGAGACACUUAGGUUUCAGAUGGCUGUGAAGGAAACCGUAAAUCUUGCGUUAAUCUGUGUGUGUAUGUGUGUGUGUGUGUAAUGUGUGUGAGAGAGAGAAGCUGUUCUGACAACACUUCCUCACAUGCAAUGAGUAAGUCAGAAUGACAUUUAGUAUGAGAAACAAAGAAAACCAGCAGUGACACCCAACAUUAACACAAUCUGAAGUGUUAACUGACAUGAGAUGACACAACGCCUCUUGUCCACAAACAAACAUUUCAGUAAAAUUCUUCGUUGGUACUUGAAUGUAACAAGUUCAAAUGUAGACAACCAAACAGCUCCAUAGAUAAAAAUCACUCAAGCCAGAAAGCAAACUAAUAUUUGUAACAGCUAAUACUGUGACACGCCUGCACAGCAACUGUUGCAUUAGCCUUGAUGGUGUGAUGUUGAUUGGCUCUUUUUCUCUGUUAGCAGCAACACACAAACUCUUUAAUCCACAUAAGCUCAUGAUGGCUCUCUAAAUCCAUCCAAUCUGUUGAGUGUCUAUACUUAACAACCCUACUCAACCAAUCUGGGUCAAUAGAUUGUAUGGUUGGUGAAGCCACACUGUGUGCUGCAUGUGCAGAGCAAAAUGAUUGCAAUUUUAAAAUUUUAAAGAAUCACAGUUUUGUAUGACUCUGGUUUGGCAAUGGCUGACAUCCUCAUGAUGAAGGAGGAUGGAAUAGAUGGAUGAGAGCUUGAAGAAGUAAAAGGAUUUGAGGAUUUCAUUGCAAAAAUGGAACUCCAAGACCAAGUGAGGAGCGAUUGGGGCCACUAUUUUUGCAAUCAGCCACCAGUGGAGUUUGGUACAAGUGCAAACCAUCAUCUUUUUCAUGGUGAGUUGUUAAGCAGCUCUGUGAGGUCGGAGGGCAACUCAGCCCUCAUCUGGACUGACACUGAACCAACAAGAGUCAAGAAUUGCAACGGCCGCUCAUUCGCCAUGGAUGCUAGAAUAAGACUAGAUCAUUUGAAGUCUAGGUCGAAUUCACCGUCGCCUUGCUGUUCUAUGGAUGGGACGUUGUACAACUAUCAAAAAGACCUCUGGGACGGUGAGAUGCAAGAGAUGCAGUCUGUUUUGGACUCUGUGGAGCUCCUUGACUUAGAAGACAAUGUGGAGGAUGAAGAAAGCUGGUUAUAUGAGCCUCCAAAGAAGCAGGAGUUUGCGGAGAGAUCCGAGUCUGCUCUCAGAUGGUGUCGACAUGUCCUGGAUAACCCCAGUCCUCAGAUGGAGGCAGCGCGUCAUCUGCUAAUGAACAGGCUGGAUCAAAAAUCAAGCACCUCCAGCAGCCGUCGCUUCUACAGAUGUCCUGCAGUUUUCGAUCAAACUGGCAACGCGUCUGGAGGCUCUUCUAUGGGCAAAACAUCUGUCAACACACACAACAACUCUGACAGUUUAGAUAACAAUGAGCUGAGCAUCUCCAAUGACUUCAUAACCACAAGCUACAGACUGCAGGACAUCACAGAUGUCCACAUUAUGGCCCGUAUACAGGAAGCCAGUUUACGACAGGAUUAUGUUUCCACGCCUGCCGCUACCUCACCCAGAAACCCUGAGUCACAAGUGAAAAAAAAGGUUGAUGUCGAUGACUUCACUCCAGGAAAUACAACCGAGAGCUCAUUUUCCUCUUGUUGGCAGCCUCGCCUGUCGUCCCCUUGCCAGUCACCAGCACCAUCAGCUAAGCAGAGCUGCCAAAGUCCAAAACUGGCCAGACUUCACCAGCAAGUCACUCAGUUCAAGCUGCUGAAACUUGCUCAGAAUCAAGCAUCACCACCAGGCAGGACCAGGUCACCUCUGCGGACCAGCCUCCGCUCCCUCCAGGCUGUUAGAAACAGCCGAAGUUUAGACACCAAUGACUGCCACCCCGAUGAUCAAAUCACCUACCCUCCACCAGGUGAGUCCUCUGCCAGAAUGGGGAUGAGUUGCUGGUCGUCAUCACCUUCUGCAGCAUCUAUGAGCUCCAAUGUCUCAUUGCACUCAGUGAGAGACUCCUCAGUCCGGUUGACGGCCAUAAAGAAACUGCAGAGGUCUCAGUCUCUCAGCCCCAGCAGGAUCCCUCACAGGGGACAUCUGUCUUCUCAUGGACGUGUUUUUGCCACACACCUUUUGCCCCAAGCUACCACUGUAGCUUGGGGCAGAGAUAUGCCAUUCACCCAAAGAUGAAAGGUGUCACUAGUAUAUUCCUGGUAAUUAAUUAAAACGUCAAGAACUUCAUAUCUUAUAUAAUUUACUUGUUGGGUUGCCUUCAUAAUCAUAUAAAUAGCUUUAGAUUGUGAUAAAUGAUAAAAGCAUGUUGCUCUGGGUGAGGAUACAGUAUGCAUUGUGUCUGUGUGGCAUUUCCAUGAAGUAGGAUUUGAGUCAUCGUCCUUUAAAACAGUCUGUAGGUAAAGACACCAGAAUGUGCAGCCGUGCAAUGUUGUAAACAAGACCUGACAGAAGCAUCCUGGAGGGCUGGAUUUUAUAUUUUCAAGACAUCCUUUUCAGAGAAAUCUCACAAUGUUGUGUUGUCUGUACAGUGAGAAUGUGGCUGAUAAAAAAAAAAAGAAUGUUUAAGAUAAAAGAUUGUAGAAAUGUCUGGAGACGUUUGCUUGUUUGCUGAUAAAAUCGACUCGUGUGAGAGAGACACCCUUGAAAUAAUGAAAGUAAAGAAUGAUGCCCUGUCUGAUGUACUAUCUGUGGUUUUGCUGCAUGCUGCAUUGCAUGUGCAUAAGCUCAAGCAGCAGUUGAUCUUCACUUUUGUGUGGCUGAUUGCAGAUUGGGCUGUUUUUUUACAGGUUUGUCACAACAGGAAGUGUGCAGUUUGCCAUCAUGUAUUAUAACCAAACAAGUGACCUCUAUACAAUAGGAAGCAAGCUUGUUCGCAAGAAAAAGGUGUGGUUGUGGUGCGGUUGUUUUGGAAAUGUGUUCUGCUUUGAUGGUGGCUACAUUGUUUUUUUCUGAUGACGACAUGACUUAGUUCAACCUAACCCAUGAAUUUCAAUUGUUGGCUGAAUAUUCCAGUUUCUCAAUUUGAGCACUUGACAUAUGAUGAUCCUUUAAUAACCUACUGAGACGCAACAUUUAAACAUCUAAAAAAUAGAAAAGCUUUCAGAUGCUUAAAUGCUGCACAGGUCUAGUUGAUGUUGCAACUUCUCUCGGGGAAAUGACAUUUCUCUUAUUGUGUUCCUAUAUGUCAACUGAGGUCUAAUGCUGUGUUUACACUGCUGUGGCUUCCAAACUUUCUUUUAUUCGUAGCAAUCCAACAGAAAUUAGUUUCUGUUCGGCUCUCUUUGAUUAUUUGUCUGCUUUUUGUACCUGAAUGGCAUGAAUGUUUAAAGAACGAAUCAUUGUACAAAUGUUAUAGUGGGUGGCUUAUACUAGUUCAGAUGAUCUGGGACAAAACAGAAGUUGAAGUUGGCUUGUUACCUUUCAAAUGUCAGUCUUUCUGAAACACAACACAUGGAACAGAGACUUUUAAUAGUCUGUAUCCAGAAAGUAUAAAUCAGACUGAACUCAUCAACAUGAUCUUCUCCAUAAAAUAUAUCACUGCUUAGAACUGAGGAAAACAGUAGAAAAUAAAUAUCUACAAAACUGUUAUUCUUUAUAUUGAUUAUACCUUAACUUUAUAAAAACAAGUUACUUUUUUGUAAGAAAGCAGCAAAGUUGUCAGUGUAACCAGAACACAAGCAGUUUGAGCUCUCACACAUUAGAAAAGCUCAGGUGUAAAGAACGUUAAUGACGACUCCGUUCGUCCCAGUAAGGCAGCGUUACAACUCAUCAACACAAUGUUGUAAUAAUGGAUCAUUUCAGUCAUUUCUUGAGCACAAAUGCCAAACAUCCACUGGUUUCAAGUUCUCAAAUGUGAGGAUUAACUACUUUUCUGUUUAAUAUCCUUAUAAUUGAAUAUGCUUGGAUUUUAUCUGACUGUUGGUCAUAUAAAAUGCAAUACGUAUUUUCUGAUAUUUCCUACAGAAUUAAUCCCAAAAACAGAUAAACAAAAAGCCAAAAUAAUCAUUGUAGCUGUAGCCAGCAUGCACAAUGACAGGGCUCUGGUAUAUAGCUACAGCUUUAAUGGCAUCAAUAAUUACAUCUG
This is a messenger RNA of Thunnus maccoyii (southern bluefin tuna), 6520 nucleotides long. Its product is annotated as SLAIN motif-containing protein-like. Lineage: Eukaryota; Metazoa; Chordata; Actinopteri; Scombriformes; Scombridae. Gene Ontology annotation, cellular component: microtubule plus-end. Gene Ontology annotation, biological process: microtubule nucleation; positive regulation of microtubule polymerization; cytoplasmic microtubule organization. Bases 3190 to 4611 code for a protein of 473 amino acids. The record is from RefSeq and is a predicted model, not a curated record. The transcript is spliced from 7 exons.